GGGAAUAACUUUGGAAUCUGAUGUUAAACAAGCACAUCUAGUUCCCUUUGUUAAAUAUAGGUGUGCAACCAUUAUUGGCACCCCUAUAAAUUCAUAUGAGAGAAAUAUAUUUGAAGUAUAGAUAUUUUAAUAUUUGAUGUUUUAGUUUUUUUGUUGUUUUUUUUUGUUUAAGUACACCUGGGUGACUAGGAACAGGAAAUUGUUCAAUCAUGACUUCCUGUUUCACAGGGGUAUAGAUAUGAGGUAACACAGGCCAAAUUCCCUUAGUCAUUCAUAACAAUGGGUCUGACCAAGGAAGGGUUUCAAGAAAAAAGCCUCUACUCUCAUCCAAAAACAAACUCUAGCGUCUUCAGUUUGCCAGACACGAUUGGAACUUCAAAUGGGAUCGGGUUCUAUGGUCAGAUGAAACCAAAAUAGAGUUUUUUUGGCAGUAGACACCAGAAGUGGUUUGGCACACACAGAGAGGUAGCCAUCUGGAAAAGUACCUCAUGCCCACGGUUAAAUAUGGUGGUGGCCCUCAUGUUUUGGGGCUGUUUUUCUGCCAGAGGACCUGGACAUUUUGUUAGGAUACAUGGCAUCAUGGACUCAAUCAAAUAUCAACAGAUAUUAAAUGAAAACCUGACUGUCUCUGCCAGAAAGCUUAAAAUGGCCCAUGGUUGGAUCUUCCAGCACGACAAUGAUCCAAAACAUACAUCAAAAUCAACACAAAAAUGUGGUUGCUGCCACACACGCUUGACACCAUCUGAACCAAAUAAGUUUAUCUUGGUCUCAUCAGAUCACAGGACAUGGUUCCAGUAAUCCAUGUCCUUAGUCUGCUUGUCUUCAGCAAACUGUUUGCGGGAUUUCUUGUGCAUCAUCUUUAGAAGAGGCUUCCUUCUGGGACGACAAACUUAUAAACUAUAAACUUACCAUUGAGCAGGGUGGCGCAGCGGAAGCGUGCUGGGCCCAUAACCCAGAGGUCGAUGGAUCGAAACCAUCCUCUGCUAUGUAGAGCUUCCCUUUGUGCUUAAAAACAUGCCCAAAAUUCUGUUGUUCUUUAGCAUAAACGAAUGGUAAUCUCUGACUGAAAGUAGGGCUCUCUCCAAGGCAUUUUGAUUUUAGGGUCUGCUUGUGGUCAGUGCAGUUGUGUAGCAGACAAAUCCUGUAUUUAGGAGACCUGUCUGCUUCAUGCCCCAACUGAAAGAUAACCAAGAAUCCAUUGGUUUACUGUGAAGAUGAGUAUUAUUACUCUUGAUGCUAGUCGUUUGAAUCCCGAAUCCCAGUGGCCUAAUGGAUGAGGCACUUACCGCUAAAGCCAGGGAAUGUGAAUUCUCGGCCCAAAUGAUAAUGGCAUCGAGCAGGGUGGCGCAGCGGAAGCGUGCUGGGCCCAUAACCCAGAGGUCGAUGGAUCGAAACCAUCCUCUGCUAUGUAGAGCUUCCUUUGUGCUCAAAAACGUGCCCAAAAUUCUGUUGUUCUUUAGCAUAAACGAAUGGUAAUCUCUGACUGAAAGUAGGGCUCUCUCCAAGGCAUUUUGAUUUUAGGGUCUGCUUGUGGUCAGUGCAGUUGUGUAGCAGACAAAUCCUGUAUUUAGGAGACCUGUCUGCUUCAUGCCCCAACUGAAAGAUAACCAAGAAUCCAUUGGUUUACUGUGAAGAUGAGUAUUAGUACUCUUGAUGCUAGUCGUUUGAAUCCCGAAUCCCAGUGGCCUAAUGGAUGAGGCACUUUCCGCUGAAGCCAGGGAAUGUGAAUUCUCGGCCCAAGUGGUAAUGGCAUCGAGCAGGGUGGCGCAGCGGAAGCGUGCUGGGCCCAUAACCCAGAGGUCGAUGGAUCGAAACCAUCCUCUGCUAUGUAGAGCUUCCUUCGUGCUCAAAAACGUGCCUAAAAUUCUGUUGUUCUUUAGCAUAAACGAAUGGUAAUCUCUGACUGAAAGUAGGGCUCUCUCCAAGGCAUUUUGAUUUUAGGGUCUGCUUGUGGUCAGUGCAGUUGUGUAGCAGACAAAUCCUGUAUUUAGGAGACCUGUCUGCUUCAUGCCCCAACUGAAAGAUAACCAAGAAUCCAUUGGUUUACUGUGAAGAUGAGUAUUAGUACUCUUGAUGCUAGUCGUUUGAAUCCCGAAUCCCAGUGGCCUAAUGGAUGAGGCACUUACCGCUAAAGCCAGGGAAUGUGAAUUCUCGGCCCAAAUGAUAAUGGCAUCGAGCAGGGUGGCGCAGCGGAAGCGUGCUGGGCCCAUAACCCAGAGGUCGAUGGAUCGAAACCAUCCUCUGCUAUGUAGAGCUUCCUUCGUGCUCAAAAACGUGCCCAAAAUUCUGUUGUUCUUUAGCAUAAACGAAUGGUAAUCUCUGACUGAAAGUAGGUAUUUGUGAAACAGCAAAUGCUGAUGUUCAGCCAGUUCUGUACCCCUUGGUGUUGAGUUCACCCAGUACUAGUGUGAGGGAGGUACAGAAAGUGAGUGUAGUGGCCUGCUUCCCCCAGUUGCAGCCUGCUAGUAGGCCUGAUCUAAGAAUGGUGCUCAAUGCCAUGCAGGCAAAGAAGGAGCAGUUAUGAUGGGUCACUGAGGGAGGUAUCAGGGGAUGUGAGGUUCUUAGGGCAGUUAGCCCAAGUAUUAUUGUAUUGCAUUAUUGUAUUAUUGCCAAUAUAGUUCUAAAAGAUGCAUAUUUCCACAUAGAAAUAUUGCUCAGUCACAGGAAUUCAAUAAAAAUUUUUAAUUCAAUUUUAUUUGUAUAGCGCUUUUUACAAUACAUUGAGACAUUGUCUCAAAGCAGCUUUACAGAAAUAUCAACACAGUAUACAGAUAUUAAAGGUUUGAAUUUAUCCCAGCUGAGCAAGCCACUGAGUGGCGACGGUGGCAAGGAAAAACUCCCUAAGAUGUUUUAAGAGGAAGAAACCUUGAGAGGAACCAGACUCAGAAGGGAACCCAUCCUCAUCUGGGUAACAACAGAUAUUGUGAAAAAGUUCAUUAUUGACUUAUAUGAAGUCCGUAUGGCCUUAAAAGCAGCCGUAGUCCCAGCAGUCUGGAAUUGGAGUAGAUUUGAGCUUCAUCCAGAGGCAGGACAUCCGAAAAGGAUCAAGCAGGUCCGGAGAUCAGAAAGGAUCAGGAUCUCUAGUAUCUCCAUAAAAUCGUGUGUGGCUCGACAGAAGGAGAGAGGGAGAGAAAAGAUUAUUAGGACUGGGAAUUAGCAUAAUAGAAAGUCUAGUCAGGGUAGGUUUGAGUAAACAAAUACGUUUUAAGCCUAGACUUAAACACUGAGACUGUGUCUAAGUCCCGAACACUAACUGGAAGACUGUUCCAUAACAGUGGGGGUCUAUAAGCGAAAGCUCUUCCCCCUGCUGUAGCCUUCACUAUUCGAGGUACCGUCAAAUAGCCUGCAUCUUUUGAUCUAAGUAAGUGUGGCGGAUUAUAGAAAACCAAAAGGUCGCUUAGAUACUGUGGUGCGAGAUCGUUUAGUGCUUUAUAGGUUAAUAAAAGUAUUUCAUAAUCAAUGUGAGAUUUCACUGGGAGCCAAUGCAGUGUUGAUGAGAUCGGGGUAAUGUGGUCGUAUCUUCUGGUUCUAGUUAGGACUCUAGCAGCUGCAUUCUGGACUAACUGGAGUUUAUUUAUGUUCCUACUGGAAUUUCCAGACAGUAAGUCAUUAAGUAAUCUAAUCUAGAGGUGACAAAUGCAUGAACUAGUAUUUCUGCAUCAUGUAGUGACAAUAUAUUUUUUCAGGAAGUUCCUGAGGUUAGGAGGCAAUGCGUUCCAAUAUCGGAUUCUUCCCUUUGAUCUAGUUUUAUCCCCUCAUACCUUCAAGAAAUGCAUGGAUGCUGUUCUGGUUCCCUUGCGACUACAGGGCGUCCUUGUACUAAACUACCUGGAUGAAUGGUUAAUUGUAAUGCGAUCCAGGGAGUUGGUGACUCAACAUCGAGAUGUUAUUCUCGCCUACAUGAUGAGCUUUCUCCAGUGCAGAGGAUGACUUUUCAGGGGUUAUAUGGGAUUCUACUACAUAGGGUCAAUCCUCUCAACAUUGAGCAAGAUAAAGCUGGGUCUGGGCAUUCCCUCCAGUCUCUGUGAGAGAAUGUUGGGGCUUAUGGCAGCAGCAGCCAAUGUCAUACCACUGGGCCUAUUGCACGAGACCAUUUCAGUGGUGGCCAAAAAGACAGGGGUUUCACCCAAGGACGAAACUCCUGAGUGUAAUCAGUGCUCAUGCCUAUGUGCUCUGAGAAUUUGGAGGUGUCCCCAGUUUCUAGCUUUGGGUCACACUCUAUGGGCAUCUCCUUAUCGCAAGAUGGUAAUGACAGACACCUCCCUCACACGUUGGGGUGUGGUCUUAGACGACCAUCCACCUCAUGGUCUCUGAUCUCUGGUACUCCAAAGGACCACAGUGGGAACCAUUAUGUAAAAACUCGUCACAAUAGUGAAGUUUCCGAGAAGUGACGACCAUCCAAAAUUCUUCCAAGCGCACAGCAAGUAUUCAUCCAGCAAAUUAAAAAAGAGCCAAGGACAACGUCAUAGGAACUAAAGACCUCUCAUGCAUCAAUAAAGGUCACUGUUCAUGACUCCACUAUCAGAAAGACAAUGGGCAAAAAUGGAAUCCAUGGAAGAGUGACAAGGUGAAAACCACUGCUAACCCAGAAGAACAUUAACAUUAAUUUUUCCAAAACACACCUUGAUGAUCAUCAAACUUUUUGUGAGAAUGUUCUGUAUACUGAUGAGUCAAAAGUGGUUUGUUUGGAAGACAGGAGUCCCAUACAUCUCGUGUAAACCAAAGAGAAUUCCAUACAAAUAACAUCAAAUCUAUGGUCAAGCAUGGUGGUGGACGUGUGAUGGGGUGGGGAUGCUUUGGUGCUUCCCUAAUUGAGGGGAAACAUGAAUUCUGCUCUCUACCUGAACAUUCUAAAGGAUCCCUGAUAGAACACAGACUCAGAGUUGGAUGCAAGUGCAGGUAAAAUGACAGUUUAUUAGGUAGGCACACAAAUCCAAAAAGUAAGGCAAGAAAAAGCAUGAUAAACAAUCCAGGGUCAAGUGAUCAGCAAACAGAGUAUCAGACACAAAACAGUACUCAAAAACAUGGGAAACAGCAAAGAUCAAAACCAGGCAGCAAUGAACAACAACAAUGGCUUGGUAAUGACAGAACAGAGCAAUUACUUCACACUGAGGCUGAAACAGAAUGAGGCUUAUAUAGGUGUAGUGAUGAGUGAGUGGUUGCAAACAGGUGUGCGUCAUUAAACGUCCGGUGACUGUGAGCAUGGAAGUGUAUGGGUGUUGUGGGAAAUUGAGUCCAGGGCGGCCAUGUUUCUAGGCCGCUGUGUAUGCUGGGAAAUAGAAUCCAAGUUGUAGUUUAACCUAAGUCCGUAAAGUGAAAAGCGCAACUGGAUUAUGCAGCAAGACAAUGAUCCAAAGCCUAGGAAUACACUGUUUGGCUGUGGCUCAGUCGCUCAGGUCACAACUUCAGAAAACAGCAAAGGAGAAUACCUCUCAAUCAAUCUUGGAUUUGCUUUGGGCACUACAUUUGGAGUCUAUGUUUCCAAAGGAGUAUCAGGAGCUCACCUGAACCCCGCCGUGUCUCUCAGCCUAUGUUUCUUGGGCAGGUUCCCCUGGACACGGCUGCCCUUCUACAUCCUUUCACAGGUGUUUGGUGCCUUUCUAGCUGCAGCCACUGUUGCUUUGCAGUAUUUUGAUGCCAUAAUCCAUUACAGUAGUGGGGACCUUACAGUGAGUGGCCCCACUGCCACAGCAGGAAUAUUCUCCACUUACCCUGCAGAAUACCUGAGUGUAUGGGGAGGAGUAGUAGACCAGGUGAUUGGCACAGCGGCCCUGAUGGUGUGUAUUCUGGCUCUGGGUGACAGCCAUAACUUUCCUGCCCCUCCUGGUCUAGAACCUGUGCUGGUGGGAGCAGUGGUUAUGGUAAUUGGUGUCUCUAUGGGUUCAAACAGUGGUUAUGCUCUCAACCCGGCACGAGACAUUGGCCCUCGCAUCUUCAGCUAUAUUGCCGGCUGGGGCGAUGAGGUGUUCAGAGCUGGAGCUGGGUGGUGGUGGAUCCCUCUGGUGGCCACUUGUGUAGGUGGCCUCGUCGGUUCUUUGAUUUAUGAGCUGCUGAUUGGUGUUCACCAUCCUGAACAAGAAGUCACCAAGACAAUCGACAACCUGCAUAACCUGGAGCUGGAAGUGUCACAGAAAGAGUCUGAAAAACCCAAUCAGAUCAAAGUGAUGCAGGAGCAAACCACAUGAUGUUCCUUUCAUCCCUAUAUAGUGGGAAACACUGCUUAUAAGUCUUUUAUACAAAUCCAUACUUACAUAUCUAGAGACCCAAAUAACCACUACUGAAGUAACUGUCCCAUUGAUUUUCUUCAAAAAUGGGUAGCUAACUGUGAAACAGUAAUUCUCUGACUAUAAAGCUAAAAAAAAAAGUGAAAGAAAUUUAAUCAACAAAGUGUUGAGUAAAUUUCUAUAGACGCACAGCUCUGAUAGUACUUUUUGCUGCAAGGCAUAUCACAGCUUUAUAUUAGUACACUGAUAUUGAUAUGUUAUUGUUUCAAUAGUAAAAGCUAAUACACAAGCACUUGUAUAGCAGACAAAAUCUAAACAUAGUCUAAGAAAUAAAAAUUUUUGUUGAUAUGGUGAAGCUUUCUAUAUGGAGAUUUUAUUUAUCAAGGAGGUUUGUAGUAGUCAGAGGUAAAGCUGUUUUCUGCAAAAGUCUUCAGAUUUUCAUCAUCUUUCCACAACAUUAGAUUUAACUAUAAAUGCAUGAAUAAUGUGUUGUAGCGAAAUUUGCCAUGGCAGGCCGAAACCAGACAUACAGAAAACUCCUUUUUUGCACUGCAGAGACACCAUACUCCUUUGAGGACACGCUUCAAUACUUUCUUCACAUCCAUUGGAUGAAUGUCAGAUCUGGCCAACAUCCCCUGGGGACGGUUGCUUCAUCAGCGAUGCAACUGAUGUUUUCUGUCUAUUUCAGUGUAUAACAUACUGAAAUAUUAUCCUAGAAACAUGAGAAAUAAAAUUAACAAAAACCUUAGUGUAACACUUUCCCAUAAUCGGGUAUGAAAUGAGGAAGUCAGAGGCAGGCUUGAAACAACUCAAAAGGUGCUUUAUUCUUCAUCUUUUACUUUUCAGCGGUUUUAUUUUUUAGACACAGAGGCUUUAUAGACACACCCACUUCCAUACUUAGUGAUGUUCAAACUUUUUAUUUCCAAUCAAAAUGCGUGACAUCAUCUCAAGUUGCCGGACAAAGGACUGAAAUGCUGUUUGGUCACCCUAGUGUCCUAGGGAAUAUAGGUCACUGUUCAUUUCUCCACUAUCAGAAAGACACUGGGCAAAAAUCGCAUCUAUAGAAGAGUGGCGAGGUGAAAACCACUGCUAACCCAGAAGAACAUUAAGACUCAUCUCAAACCUUUUGGGAGAAUGUUCUGUGGAUUGAUGAGUUGCAAGUGGAACUCUUUGGAUGACAGGGGUCUUUUUACAUCUGGUGUAAACCUAACACAGAAUUCCACAAAAAGAACAUCAUACCUACGGUCAAGCAUGGUGGUGGAAGUGUGAUGGUGUGGGGAUGCUUUGCUGCUUCAGGGCAUGGGCAACUUGCAAUAAUUGAGGGAAACAUGAAUUCUGCUCUGUACCAGAAAAUCCUAAAGGGGAAUAUCCGGUCUUCAGUCUGUAAAUUGAAACUCAAGCGCAACUGGAUUAUGCAGCAACACAAUGAUCCAAAGCAUAGGAAUAAGUCCUAGUCCUAGAAAUAAGUGAAAGACUGCUCUCCAGUUAUUGGAAGCAUUUUGUUGCAGUUAUUGCUGCUAAAGGUGGCACAAAAAGCUUUUAAGUUUAAGGGGGUAAUUAGUUUUUCACAUGGGUGAUAGGUGUUGGAUUUUUUUUGCAUCAAUAAAAUAAAAAAAAAAAAUUAAAAACCGUAUUUUGUGUUACACAGGUUGCCUUUGUUUUAUGUUUUAUUUUGUGUGAAGAUCUAAAACUGUUUAGUAUGACAUAUACACAAAAACAGAAUAAAUCAGGAUGAGGGCAAAUACUUUUUCACAGCACUGUGUAGCCUUUAAAUACCACAUGUCAGCACUUUAUGAAAAGUCCAGGAAAAACAGAUUUAUGCAAGUCAACAGCGAAACUCUUUCCAGUGAAACGGAAAUGCAAUUGUUAUUUAGGCCCUGAUAAAUCAAAACAGACUAGAAGGAGCAUGUCCUUUCUUUUUCCCAUGACUGUAUAAGAGUAUUUUGCUCCAUAGGGUUUAUCUAUAGCCUUUAAGUAAUUUGUGUGUGCAUAUCAGCAUUUGAUGGAAAAGUCCAGGACAACCAGACCUGCACAAGUCAACAGCUGAAGCAUUCGAAACCCUUUCCUAUGUAAAGUGAAUUCCGCUUCUCUAUCAGCCCUCCUAAGCCCCAGGGGUCAAAUGUUUUACUGUUCCAUUAAGCCUUGCAUAUGAAGUAAAAGACAGUGGACUGGGGCUGGGUUAAAUGUAAAUAAAUGUUUGUGUGUGUUAGUCAGUAUGUUCUGUAAAAAUAAACUCUUCCAGAAGUAUCCUUAAGGGCAUUUUUAACUGAAUAAAUUUUUUGCUGAACUCAGUGACCCUGAAAUUAUCUUGUGGUUAAACUUGGGGUUUCUGACAAAUGUAACGUUACCCAACUUUGUUAAUCAAACAAAUGACCUUGCAGCAAUCCAUGAAACCCACAAACCUGCAGACCAUGCUCUGCCAUGCCCAGUGCACUCCAUAUGGUACUAUUUAAACUGGAUAGUGGCCAAUUGAUCCUCAGACCAAUUGUACAUCUGUAACAAGGGGUCUAAAUAGACUCUGAGUGGAGGUUAUCAUCACCAUAGCCUAUAGGCGGACAUUACAUACAGGUUAAUGUUGCACCUCCCAGUGGCAUGAGUGCUGCAGUCAUCUCUGAACAUCAUUACAGUGAGUCCAAAUGUGGGUCACUUCCUCAUGACAUAUUAUCCAGGUGAUUAACACUGCAGUUAACCAGGGUUUCUUGUCAUUUGAAACAGAUGCCAAUCCAGCAGAAACUCAGUGAGAAAGUCGCAGCAAACCAAUGACUGUAUAACAAUGGUAUUUAGCAUGUUUUAGGGAGGUGGAAACUGGAGAACCCAGGGAAAACCCAGGAACAACAUAUUAAACUCCACACAGACAGUAACGCAAGCUCAUGAUGGAAGCUGUGAGGUGGCAACAGUAUAUGCCGCCAUACUUAUUUGAAUAUAUUUUAUAAAACACAUUGCAAUGUAAUGCUAUUUUGUUAAUCAGAAGGUAGACUGAGAUUUCAUAAAACAAUUUCAGCCAUAGUUAGAUAAUGAAGAGUAACCCCUGGUCAAAAGAUCCAAACUUGUUCUGGUUCAGAAAAAAUGGAAGCGAAUCAUUUGGGAGUUAUUGGUAAACUGAGCCAAAGAACUCAAAGAGAAUAUAACUCUUCUUUGUGAAAGCAGGAGGAGCUUCUCUGGAGGUUAUCAGGUGGUGACUUGUAUAAUAAAAUGGAAACAAAUCCAGUCCAAUCCAAACUUAACCUUUAAUAAACUGAUGAGCCAGCUUAUGCUAAGCAUGCAUCUGAACUCCGUCAACCGUGCAAAAACUUUAAAACAUAUAAACUUUUAACAAUACCCAAUGACAAAAAACAAAACAAAAACAAACAAAUAAAAAAACACACCCAAAGUCAUGCAUCUGUGCCACCUGAAUCUCAAAUGUCUUUCUACACUAUGGGGUGAGAAUACGUACAGCUAGAUAUGUUCAGCUCCAUUCCGUUAAGUCUUCUGUAGGGCACAAAUGAAGUGAAUAGGGAGCUAUUUGGGGUUUGUCCUUAUAAUGAUAAUUUGCUUUUACUUAUAUGAGAACCUAAGGAAGAACAGUGAUAUGAAAAUAUCACUAUGGGUAAAUAAAAAAAAAGGAUAAUACACAUUAAACUGCUGUUUUAAACUGCUUAAAUUGUGAAACCUUAAGAUAAAGUUUUUUGUGCCACAGACUGUGUGACUAAUCUAUGGUCUAUUAGCUAUUAAUACUAUUAGCUGCGCCCGAGUGUCUCAGGUGGCCUCACAUGGUACCUGGGCAAGAAAGAUAACCAAAUUCAGCACGGGUACUUGGGUACAUUAUGGCUGUUUAAUGUAAAUGGUGUUUAUUUUUUCCACAUGGUAUUUGACUUGACACUAUUAUAUUUGGCCCAUGAUUGAUCAUGUUCAUUUAUGUUAUAAAGCAGUUUGAUGGCAUUCCCUGUAUUCAUUGUAUUAACACCCAGUGUCUAUUAGUAACAUGUCAUCUAUGAAGUAAUGCUUAUUAAACAGGGACAAUAGCUAUACUGUAACAAUUUGCCACUUUAUUCAGAAACAAUAAAGUAGAACUGAUGCAAACUGUAUGGCAGUGAAGCAGGCAGAUGCAAGUUCACCAGAUGAUGGAUAUUCAACUUUAUGUAAAGGACAUAUGGGACUAAACUUAGACACUCACACAUUCAGAUGUCUCACAAGAUCACACUAUAAUUGUUAAUGCUUUUUUAAGAAACAUGGUAUUUUAACACGCAUAGACACUUUUGAUAGAAAAAGACUACACUAAAAGAAAAAAAAAAACAUCUGUAUCGUUGUGUAAUAAAAUGUUUCGGCGAUCCAUUACACUCAACGUCUGCUUUUUAAUUACAAUAAAUUCAUAAAAAAAACACCCAGCUCUUCAGGCAUAAAUGAUAUAUUUACAUUAUGGGUAUCUGAAAUCAGCUAAGGAAAAGAAAAUACAAAUACAAAAGACUGAACUUGUUCACUUUUUCUAAACAAAACCAGAGCAAACUUUAAUCACGCUUCAUUUACACACAUCUUAAUCAUGUGGUUGUGGUGAGAUCCUGUUUGGUCUGAUGAACAUGUCUGAACCAUUGACCAUAUGACUAUUAAACCAUAUGCACUUUACAAAUCUUAUAUUUUACUACCUUAGGAGUUCUUUUCUUGACAUAUCCACAGGAUCCUCAGGUUUUUGACAACAACCAUAGUUUUCACUUUCACAAUUUGUCUCGCAAAAAAAAAAAAAAAAAAAAAAAGACUCACAA
Molecule: messenger RNA, 10960 nt
Organism: Ictalurus punctatus (channel catfish)
Lineage: Eukaryota; Metazoa; Chordata; Actinopteri; Siluriformes; Ictaluridae
Gene: aqp10b
Product: aquaporin 10b
Exons: 6
Coding region: 5334-6185 (283 amino acids)
Biological process (GO): glycerol transmembrane transport; water transport
Cellular component (GO): plasma membrane; basolateral plasma membrane
Molecular function (GO): glycerol channel activity; water channel activity; urea transmembrane transporter activity
Source: RefSeq, a predicted model, not a curated record